UGAAGUCUGAAUGGAGAGUCUCAGCAGCAAAGCUCCCCGCAUUUGCAUUCGCUGCAGACUUCAGUCGGGCGACCACAACACCGCGGAGGCUUCUGAACUUCACAAAACUUUGCCGCUAGCAGAGCCAAACGCACCGAGACGACGAAGUGCCGACAUUAUUGCUUUCGAUUAUUUUCCGGUAGUCGAGUUAUAGACGUGGUUCGGCCGCGUUUCGGUUCGUGGUUCGCCUCCGAAGCGCGCCGUCGAGCGAAUCCAGACGGACUACUUUUUGUGGCGUAUCAGCGUCGAGUUCAAGGCGCAACAGACUACCGGCGGCGCACACUCGGCUGUGUAGCUCGAUUCAGGGCGAAGGAGUGCGCCGAAGCUGAGGAGUUUGAAGCUGGAGAUGCCCUGCAGAGGCGUCUAGCAAACACGAACCGCUCGCUUUCUCGGCCAAACAACGCUCCAACCUUUGCUGCGUGGACCCUUAUAGGGGCAGGUGGUGGUGUUUUUUUUAAUUUUUUUUUUUUUUUUGUGCGUUGUGUUUUCGGUCCAAAACCCAGCGGACUUUCUCGACACUGGACGGACUUUGACUGAACUCUUUUGAAAGAUGUCAAUUUUGCCUUUCACUCCCCCCAUCGUCAAAAGACUGCUGGGCUGGAAGAAGGGAGAGCAGAACGGCCAGGAGGAGAAGUGGUGCGAGAAAGCGGUGAAAAGUCUGGUGAAGAAGCUGAAGAAGACGGGCCAGCUGGACGAGCUGGAGAAAGCCAUCACCACGCAGAACAUCAACACCAAAUGCAUCACUAUACCGAGGUCUCUGGACGGCCGCCUGCAGGUGUCCCACAGGAAGGGUCUGCCUCACGUCAUCUACUGCCGGCUGUGGCGCUGGCCCGACCUGCAGUCUCACCACGAGCUGCGAGCCGUGGAGCUGUGCGAGUACGCCUUCCACACGAAGAAGGAUGAGGUGUGCGUCAACCCGUACCACUACCAGAGGGUGGAGACCCCAGUCCUCCCGCCGGUGCUGGUGCCCAGACACACAGAAAUCCCCAGCGAGUUCCCGCCCCUGGACGACUACAGCCAUUCAAUCCCUGAAAACACCAACUUCCCUGCCGGCAUUGAGCCCCAGAGCAACUACAUACCAGAAACGCCGCCACCGGGCUACCUCAGCGAAGAUGGAGAGACCAGCGAUCACCAGAUGACCCACAGCAUGGACACAAGCUCCCCAAACCUGUCACCUAACCCCGUUUCACCCACACACAGUAACCUGGACCUCCACCCUGUGACGUACUGUGAGCCGGCCUUCUGGUGCUCCAUUUCCUACUACGAGCUGAACCAGCGAGUAGGAGAGACCUUCCACGCCUCGCAGCCCUCGCUGACCGUGGACGGAUUCACAGACCCCUCCAACUCGGAGCGUUUCUGCCUCGGCCUUUUAUCCAACGUCAACCGCAACGCAGCGGUGGAGUUGACUCGCCGGCACAUAGGUCGAGGCGUGCGGCUGUACUACAUCGGAGGAGAGGUGUUUGCAGAGUGUCUGAGCGACAGCGCCAUCUUCGUCCAGAGCCCCAACUGUAAUCAGCGCUACGGCUGGCACCCCGCCACAGUCUGCAAGAUCCCGCCAGGGUGCAACUUGAAGAUCUUCAACAACCAGGAGUUUGCCGCCCUGCUGGCACAGUCGGUCAACCAGGGGUUCGAGGCCGUCUACCAGCUCACCAGGAUGUGCACCAUCCGCAUGAGCUUCGUCAAGGGCUGGGGAGCCGAGUACAGGCGACAGACGGUGACCAGCACCCCCUGCUGGAUCGAGCUGCACCUGAACGGCCCGCUGCAGUGGCUCGACAAGGUGCUCACCCAGAUGGGCUCCCCGACCAUUCGAUGCUCCAGCGUCUCUUAGGGGCGUCCUUCGUCCACGCGUCUCUCACAUGACACGCCCCCCCCCCCACCCGCCCCUCCCAGGUUGCACCACAUCUUAGUACUGGAAGCUGACGAGCCCUCCCUUCACCCAGCCGCUCCUUGUUCCUCCCCCACACCUGCUGUCAGAGGCACUUUUGUGAACACUUUGUGUUUGUGGCAAAAAGGGGACGAAGUGCAUUAAAGUCGUACCACAUUAAUAUGAUCUCAGCUUAUAUGACGGCAGUUUCUUUCAUCCUUGGCCUCCGCAAGCCCGGAAACUUUACGUUUGUUUUUUUUUGUUUUUUUUCAUUCUCGCUUAAUUGAAAUUCACCGUUUGUAUUUUUGUACAGAUUUUGAACUGAACGGCGGAUUUGAUGAAUGAGUUUUUAAUGAAUAUUAUUAAGUCCCAAAGGAAAACUAAAAACCUAAACAUGUAAGAACAUGUUAAAUGCAUUUCACUUGACUUUCUUUUUGUUUUUUUGGGGGCAUUUCGUACAUUAUGAAGACUUCUAUAGAUGUAAAGCAAUGAGACAGACUGAAAGUGAUUUUUUUUAUUUAAUACACCUGCAAGCACUGUCUGUAGGAAUGUACUACAAAGAGGGUAUUUGUUAUGCUUUUAAUGCUUUCAUUGUAUGCUGCGACUGUUGUUCUGGUUAAAGUAACAAAUAGCGCUUUGUAAGGCUGUGUAUCUUUUGGUGUAAACGCCAUCAAAUGUAAAGAGAAAGAAUGGAGAGAAAAAAAAAAAAAG
This is a messenger RNA of Fundulus heteroclitus (mummichog), 2614 nucleotides long. RefSeq names its product SMAD family member 3a (gene smad3a). Bases 590 to 1867 code for a protein of 425 amino acids. Lineage: Eukaryota; Metazoa; Chordata; Actinopteri; Cyprinodontiformes; Fundulidae. Gene Ontology annotation, cellular component: heteromeric SMAD protein complex. The record is from RefSeq and is a predicted model, not a curated record. The transcript has 8 exons. Gene Ontology annotation, molecular function: I-SMAD binding; RNA polymerase II cis-regulatory region sequence-specific DNA binding; DNA-binding transcription factor activity, RNA polymerase II-specific. Gene Ontology annotation, biological process: SMAD protein signal transduction; regulation of transcription by RNA polymerase II; transforming growth factor beta receptor signaling pathway.